Messenger RNA from Salpingoeca rosetta, 1695 nucleotides. RefSeq lists its product as uncharacterized. NCBI's taxonomy places the organism in Eukaryota, Choanoflagellata, Craspedida, Salpingoecidae. Gene Ontology annotation, molecular function: metal ion binding; acid phosphatase activity. The record is from RefSeq and is a predicted model, not a curated record. The transcript is spliced from 10 exons. Bases 40 to 1440 code for a protein of 466 amino acids.
CCGGCGGUCCUUGCAGAACAAACCAAAACAACAAAGACGAUGAUGGCGUGGUCCAUGCUGUUUGGUGUUGUUGUGGCAGCGUUGGCUGUUGCUGUUGCUGCUGCUGUUGAUGCCACUGGCAGCGUGGAGCAGAUUCACCUGUCACUGACGGGCAUGACGACGGAAAUGGCAGUGGACUUUGUGAGCACAAACAGCAGCACGUGCAACGUGCUGUAUCGCCCACAGGGCAGCUCCGAUCCCUAUUCGCACGCAGCGUCCACUGUUGGAUGGCACUUUUCGGAGAUUGGCUUCCUGCACCAGGCAACCAUGAAGAACCUCAAGCACAACACUCGCUACCAGUAUCACAUCCAAUGCGCUGACGGCAGCUCCUCCCAGACAAUGUCGUUCGUCAACGCACCCCAGCGGGAGGGCGGCUUGAAGGUGGCGUUCCUCGCGGACUUUGGCCUGAAGAAUGAUGUGUCCAUUAAAUCACUGCUGAACGCAUCAGCCCACAACGAAUUUGACUUUCUCAUCCUCGGCGGCGACUUUGCAUAUGACCUCAUGGCGAAUCACAGUCAAAUUGGCAACGCUUUCAUGAACACACUGCAGCCCCUCACAAGCAGCAUGCCUUUCAUGCCAGCGCCCGGCAACCAUGAGAAGAAGGACAACUUCACGCAGUACUACCGGCGAUUUGAGGCCGUGGCCAAGAACGCGGGCGCACACAGCGGCACCAACUCGUCGUUCUUCUACUCGUGGGACACGGACAACGUCCACUUUGUGGCCAUCGACACGGAGGUCUAUGUGUUCUACAACGAGACGCAGCACUCGCCGCACCCGUUCACCGCCGAGCAGCAGCUCGCCUGGCUGGAGGACGACCUCGCACGUGCACACGCCAACCGGGACAACGUACCCUGGAUCGUCAUGUUCGGCCACAAGGGAUGGUACAUGGACUUUGAGCCAGACACACACCACGGCCUGCAGCCAAAGCCCGUCACCAACUUUACCGGGUUUGAUGCCCUCGCCAACAAGUACCAGGUUGAUCUGUUCCUCGGCGGCCACGUGCACAUCUACCAGCGCUUCUUCCCUCUCCUCGGGCUGACACCUGGACUCCAAUACGCAAAACCCCGCGAUAUCGACAAGGCAUGCGCUGCCGACGACAACCACACCUACCGCAACCCCAAAUAUAUGACGACUCUCAUCGCUGGGUCGCCCGGUGACCAGGAAACGACGCUUGAAGGCAUGUGUCUUGGGGACGAGGUGGUGGAGCCAAACAUUCGCGGGACCAUGGCUGAGUGCCAGCCAAACUACGGCUACGGCAUCAUGACCUUUCCCAACCGCACCCACAUGCACUGGGAGUGGCUGGAGGUGAAGCACGGUGACCUGCUCGCUGGUGGCGAUGGCGACGGUGUGGAUGUGCAGCGCACGCGCAACGACCACCUCUGGCUCAUUCGCGACCACUGAACAGAGUGAGGCGGACAACGCAGGGGUGAUGGCGGCUGCAGGCGUUGUUUCAUGUGUUACAUUACAGUCAUCACAGUGGCUUCACGUGCGUCGUAUUGUGUGUUGCAUGGGAAGUUUUUUAAUGUUCUUGGUGUUCUUGUUUGUAUGUUGUUGUGGGUGUGUGACAUGCGAUUUCUCCUCCAUGUGUUGGUGGAGUGGACUGAAGAGUACGUAAGUCAUGAAGGAGUGACAGAUGAAUAAGGAAGAAGCACGAGG